AUGAGCUUAGACUUCAAAUUGUCCAACCUUCUGGGUACUGUUUACCGACAGGGCAAUCUCCUGUUUACUCCAGAUGGUACAUCAAUUUUGAGUCCUGUUGGUAACAGAGUUAGUUGUUUUGAUUUGGUUAACAGUUCGUCUUUCACAUUUACUUAUGAGCAUAGAAAAAACAUCUCUCGCAUCGCUUUAAAUCCUCAAGCCACUCUGAUGCUGACGGUUGAUGAGGAUGGUAGAGGUAUUCUAGUUAAUUUUGUGAGAAGAACUACUAUUCAUCACUUCAAUUUCAAGGAGAGAGUCUCGGAUAUUCAGUUCUCGCCCGAUGGAAGACAUUUCGCGGUUGCUGCUGGCCGUCACAUUCAAGUUUGGAAAACUCCUAAUAGAAACGACGAUAGACAGUUUGCUCCAUUUGUUCGUCAUAGAAUCUAUACUGGUCAUUAUGCUGAUGUGACGUCAAUUACUUGGAGUAAUGAUUCAAGAUUUUUCCUUACUUGUUCAAAAGAUUUGACGGCCAGAGUAUACUCACUGAUAGCGACUGAUAGCUCUGCUGCUACUAUUUUGGCUGGCCAUAAAGACAGUGUCAUCUCUGCAUUUUUCAGCCAAGACCAGGAAACUAUAUAUACAGUCAGCAAAGACGGAGCAUUAUUCGAAUGGAAGUACAUCUCAAAGCCAAAACGAUUGGGAGGCAGCACCCAAUCCAAGGAGGAGGCCGAAGACGAAGAGCAAGACGAAGAAACUGAUCUGGAUGCUAAUGGUAAUCCCAUUGAAUACAAGUUCAGAUGGAGAAUUGUAAAUAAGCAUUUCUUCAUGCAGGAUAAUGCAAAGGUUAGAUGUGCUGCGUUCCAUGCUCCAACGAACCUGCUGGUAGUAGGCUUUUCAACUGGUAUUUUCGGCUUAUAUGAGCUUCCAGAAUUCACGAAUUUACAGAUUUUGAAUAUUUCUCAAAAUGACAUUGACUUUGUCACUAUUAAUAAGACAGGUGAGUGGCUUGCAUUUGGUGCAUCAAAACUGGGUCAAUUGUUGGUCUGGGAAUGGCAGUCUGAAUCAUAUAUUAUCAAACAGCAGGGUCAUUAUGACGCCAUGAACUCGCUAGUGUACUCUCCAGAUGGUUCGAAGAUUGUCACCGCUUCAGAUGACGGAAAGAUCAAGGUUUGGGAUGCUAUUAGUGGUUUCGCUAUAGUUACAUUUACUGAGCAUACAUCAGCUGUUACCAGUUUGCAGUUCUCUAAAAAGGGCAGCGUACUAUUUUCAGCAUCUCUAGACGGAUCAAUUCGUGCCUGGGACUUGAUUAGAUACCGUAAUUUCCGUACUUUUACGUCUCCACACCGUAUUCAGUUUACUUCAUUGGCUAUUGAUCCCAGUGGAGAAGUUGUAUGUGCCGGUUCUCUGGAUGAUUUCGACAUUCAUCUCUGGUCUGUUCAGACGUCACAAUUGCUUGAUCGUUUAAGUGGUCACCAGGGUCCUGUUUCAAGUCUGUGCUUUGGAAAUGAAGGUGGUUUGUUGGUGAGUGGUAGUUGGGACAAGACUGUGCGUAUCUGGAGUAUUUUCGGUCGUACUAGCAACGUCGAGCCAUUACAGUUACAAUCAGAGGUCAUGUCUGUUGCCAUGAGACCAGACUCUAAAAGAGUAGCAGUGGCGACAACUGAUGGUCAAUUAUCAUUCUGGGAUCCCGAGCUAGGCAAACAAGUUGGAAAUAUUGACGGAAGAGAGGACAUUGCUGGAGGUCGUCAUCUCACUGAUAGAUUCUCAGCUGCCAAUUCACAAAGAUCCAAGCAUUUCACCACUCUAUGUUACAGUGCUGACGGAAGCAGUAUUUUGGCUGGUGGUAAUUCUAAAUACAUUGCUCUUUACGAUGUCGCGAAUGAGGUGCUUCUGACGAGGUUUACCAUUUCUCGAAACAUGGCUAUAGAUGGUACUGUAGACCAGCUCAAUAGUAAGAACAUGACCGAGUCUGGUCCACUGGGGCUUAUUGACACAAGUGGUGAAGCAUCUGAUUUGGAAGACCGUAUUGACAAUACCCUUCCUGGUGCCACCCGAGGAGAUGCCUCUGUACGUAAAGUGCGCCCUGCCAUCCGAACCACAUCAAUUCAGUUUUCUCCUACUGGACGCAGUUUUGCUGCAGCAUCGACUGAAGGACUGCUUCUCUAUUCGGUAGACGAACUUCUUAUUUUCGAUCCAUUUGAUUUGGAUAUUGAUGUCACUGUCGACACUACCCUCGAGAAGUUGGCUGAAAAAGACUAUUUAAUUGCAUUAGUUAUGGCAUUCAGACUGGGUGAGCGUAGCAUUAUUCACCAAGUUUAUGAAUCGAUUCCAUUCCAAGACAUUGAAUUGAUUUCAAGAGACCUUCCUCAGGUUUAUCUUGAACGUCUUUUGCGAUUCAUCUCUUCGAUCUCAGAAGAGUCUCCACACAUUGAGUUCAAUCUGUUGUGGAUUCAGCAUCUCAUCACAUACCACGGACGAUUUAUGGUGCAAAGGAGACACGAAUUUGCCAGCGCUAUGAGGGGCCUACAAAAGUUUGUUUCACGCAUUGGCAAAGAUAUUAUCAAACUCUCGAGAACUAAUAUUUAUUUGAUCCGCUAUCUAACUGGCGGUGUGGCCACCAUCGACUCUAGCUUGCUUGAGGGUAUGGAUGUGGAUAGUGACGAGCAAGAAAACAGAGAGGUUGUACCAACAAACUCUAUGGGUGUUGAGCAUGAGGAAGAUGAAGACGAAGAUGAAGAGGAUGGUUGGUUUGGCCCCGAGUCUCGAACAGAAGGUAUCAAUGGAAAAUCUGCUACUUCUGGGUCUGAUGAUGAAGGUGUUUCCGAAGCAGAGGAAGACGAGUAG
Molecule: messenger RNA, 2823 nt
Organism: Sugiyamaella lignohabitans
Lineage: Eukaryota; Fungi; Ascomycota; Dipodascomycetes; Dipodascales; Trichomonascaceae
Gene: PWP2
Product: Pwp2p
Exons: 1
Coding region: 1-2823 (940 amino acids)
Biological process (GO): ribosomal small subunit assembly; maturation of SSU-rRNA from tricistronic rRNA transcript (SSU-rRNA, 5.8S rRNA, LSU-rRNA)
Cellular component (GO): Pwp2p-containing subcomplex of 90S preribosome; small-subunit processome
Molecular function (GO): protein binding
Source: RefSeq, a predicted model, not a curated record